AGAAACUUGCAUUAACUCUCGAUAGUGCAUAAUUCGACAAAUUCUUGUAUAAUUAAAUAAUUACAUAGCUCCCGCAGUUCAACUCCGUACGAGACUUCUACGUCGUCUGCAUGCUUUUGACGUGACGUUGCUCCGAAAGUCCAAAAUGCGCUACAUAACCUUAAAAAUCACGAACUCCAUACUUGGACUCUGACUUUUGUGUGAAAAAUGUUGACAAUAAACGAAGGUUACAUGAAACAAUAGUCUGAUACAUCAACAAAGAGAGCUGGACCAAUAUAAUUGCAUCUUGAGAAUUUAAUGCUAUUGAGAAAUUGCGUUUCCAGUUAGAAAUUUAGAUAUGAGCAAUGUCGAAAGUUCAGAAGAACCUUGGUCAGAACAACGUUUAAAAUCCGAACUUACAAAGUGUGCAGGUCCUUGUGGUGCAUCUGCAUUUUACUGUUUACUAGGAGGGGCUUUUGUAUAUCCCUAUCUUGCGAAGCGUGGACUGGAAAAAUAUGUCGGUUUUCAAAACAGAUUACUUAUCGCUUCGUUCGCUACAGUUUUAACAUCCUUUUGUGUGGGAUAUUACUCUAAGACAAAAUGUGAAGAAAAUACGAGGCGAAUAUAUACAGAAAAAAAGGAAAAAGAACGUGACAAAUUAAAAAAAAAAGCUUAAAAAAAAUUCUCAAGCUAAAAUUGCUUAUCUUACGUAACUGUAAAUAAAUGUUAAAAUGCACUGCCUUCGUAAGCUUGUUCUCAUAAUACGAGACAGCCUUCCUCCCUCAGUUUUUUCAACUUCGCCAAGAAUUUCUAAACUAGCAAAUAUAGUUUGCAGAUUGAAUCAUGAAUUUUUACCUAGCGAUAUCGAAAUGGCGGAAGAGACAGAGCAGGAAAGAACCGAGUAUCAGGAAUUGGCGAAUUAUUAUCUAGGGACUAUCGCUGGGGCUCAUCGCGUUUUUAUAAUACAGCCUUACAUAAAAUGGGGACCCGGAAAAGUAAAGAAUACCACGCCAGAAUUGCAACUGGCUGAAGCAGAAGCUCUCGUUAAAACUCUUCCUCGUUGGGCAGUUGUCGAUAAAAAAUGUGUGCCUCUAUUGUCCCUUCAAAGGAAGAAACUGGUCGGUUCUGGUGGACUUAACGAAUUAAAAAAAAGAAUACUGACCGCUGAUUACGUUACGGCCGUAUUCAUCAGCACAAAUAUGUUGAGACUCGUGCAAAUCGCCGAAUUGCAGAAGGAGUUCGCUUUGCCCGUCUUUGAUCGUUAUUCGAUCGUCAUUCACAUAUUUCGUCAGCAUGCGAAAAGUCCGGAAGCUAAACUGCAAGUGGCUCUUGCCGAAAUUCCUUACAUCUGGAAGAAGAUGAUCGAGAGUAAUGUCGAUGGGAAAAUAAAUUUGGAAGAGAGUAGAAAAAGGUUGCUGCAAGGACGUCAGGGGAAAUUGAAAAAAGCUUUGCAAAAAGUGCAGGAGCGACGUACGGUUGUGAGACAGAAGAGAAGGUUUUGCGGGAUACCGAGUGUGGCUAUUGUCGGUUAUACGAAUUGUGGAAAGACUUCUUUAAUCAAGGCUUUGACGGGUGAUUUGUCGUUGAUGCCGAGGAAUCAGUUGUUUGCUACGUUGGACUCAACUGCUCAUGAAGGCCUACUUCCUAGCAGAAUGAAAAUUGUUUAUAUGGACACGAUAGGUUUUAUUCAAAAUGUACCUGAAGGUUUGCUCGCGCCUUUCAGAGUGACAUUUCAGGAUGCAAUAGACGCUGACGUAAUUGUACACGUGGUUGAUGUCAGUCAUCCAGAUAGAGAAGCCCAAGUGGAUCAUGUGAGGGCUACUCUGAAGUCUCUUCUUAUUGAGGAUCGGCCAGUAAUUGAAAUUGCAAACAAGUGUGAUUUAGUGGAAAAGGGCACUAUUCCUGAAGACACAAUAGCAGUUUCAGCAAAAAAUGCAACGGGUGUUGAUUUGCUGAGAAAAAAGAUAGAAGAGGAGCUUGUGCGUUCCACGGGUCAAAUGCAUAUACGAAUGCGAGUGGCAUCAGGAAGUGAAGUUGCCGCUUGGCUGUACAAAGAAUUAACAGUCACAAAUGCCGAACCCGAUUCUGAAAAUCCGCAAUAUAUGUACAUGGAUGUUUUUGCUACAGAACUUCAGAUGCAUAAGUUCAAACGGUUUUUAAAACAGUAAAGUUAUGUUGUUACAAAA
This is a messenger RNA of Belonocnema kinseyi, 2165 nucleotides long. RefSeq names its product putative GTP-binding protein 6. Gene Ontology annotation, molecular function: GTP binding; ribosome binding. The record is from RefSeq and is a predicted model, not a curated record. The coding region runs from base 711 to 2147 and encodes 478 amino acids. NCBI's taxonomy places the organism in Eukaryota, Metazoa, Arthropoda, Insecta, Hymenoptera, Cynipidae. The transcript is spliced from 5 exons. Gene Ontology annotation, cellular component: cytoplasm.